Scheffersomyces amazonensis is the source of this 1730-nucleotide messenger RNA. RefSeq names its product Sam51p (gene SAM51). The coding region runs from base 166 to 1599 and encodes 477 amino acids. Lineage: Eukaryota; Fungi; Ascomycota; Pichiomycetes; Serinales; Debaryomycetaceae. The record is from RefSeq and is a predicted model, not a curated record. Gene Ontology annotation, cellular component: outer membrane. The transcript has a single exon.
UUACGUUACUUAAUUACUAGUUUUGUUAUCAUUUUUGCAGUCUGUCCCAAUGAGGUAAUGGGCCAUGCGGUACGCGCACGACCAGCCCUCCCAACCAAUUAAAUCAGCAAUUUUCAUCACUGUCAAAUUACUGCAAUUGAUAAAGACAUCAUAUAAUUAAGGAUAAUGAGUGAUUUAUCACUGACGACAUUGUUGGCUGAAUCGAUUGUCCAAAGAUCACAAACAGCGCCAAUUUAUUUAUCGUCUGUAGAAAUCAAUGGAGGAGAAUCAUUUCUGGUAAAUUUCUUUAAGAAGUUAUUAAGUCCAUUAGUUGAUCGUAGUGAUUAUACACUUGGACAACUUGUAGAACAAAUUUAUGAAUCAGAACAAAAAUUAUUAAAGACCAAUGUAUUUAAAGAUAUAAAUGUUAGUCUUCAUUCAAAUUAUAGUGCCCUUGUACCUGAUAAUAUUAUUAAUUAUAAUAAGGAAAUGGCAAUUUCUACUAAAUUAAUUAUUGAUUUAAAAGCUAUAAAUUUAAAUAUUAAUGAAGGAUUUAUUAAUUAUAAUACUCAAGAUAAUCUUAAUGUUAAUUUAGAUUAUUUAAAUAAUAAUUUUAAUAAUAAUGCCGAAUUAGUUAAUAUAGGAGUUAAUUAUAAUCCUUAUAAACCUAAUGAUCAUUUAUUUACAAAAUUUACUGGUUUAGCAAGUUUAAAUAACCCAUCAUAUAAAUUUUUACUCAGUAUAUUGCAUAGUCAAGAAAAUAAUCAAACUUGGCAACAAUCAUCUCAUGGAGUCAGUGGAGGACUUAUUGGUUUACAAUAUUCUCCAAAUACUCAAUUCCAAUCUUUAACAGGUUUAACUUUAUCAAGAAGAACUCUUCAUAAUAUUGAAGAUGCAGCAGCUGAUGAAUUGAAAUUCUUUGCUGGAGAUUAUUUCAAAUCAUCUAUUUUACAAAAGAUAGAUUAUAAUAAUGUAUCAUACUUAAAUUCAAUUACUAAAAAUUUCCCUAUUAAUGGUACUGAACAAAAAGUUGAAAUUGAAUUAGCAUCUAAUCAAGAGCAACAAAAUCCUAAUAAUAUUGCUAGUUUUUUUAAAACAUCAUAUACUUCUAACUAUUAUCAGACAUUUUUUAAUGAGUAUAUCACUACUAAAUUAAAUUUUGAUGUGGGUAGUAUUUUCCCCUUAGCCAAUAAUACUCCAGUACAUAUUUCCGAUAGAUUCUAUUUAGGAGGUAUUGAUUCAUUUCCUGGAUUCAUUAAGAAUGGAAUUAAUACUAAUGGAGGUUUACAAUAUUAUAAAUUACAAGGUACCCUCUUUUCUAAAGUUCCAUCAUUUAUACAUAAAUCAAGUGAUUCUUCUAGUUUAGGAGGGUCAGAUCCAAAUCCAAUCAGAUUUUAUUUAACAUCAUCUUUCGCUAAUAUAUCUGACAAUAUAUUUGAAGAUGAUACUGGAGCUUCAAAUAUUGGAUUUGGAUUAAGGUACUUUAAUCAUUGGGCUAAAUUAGAUAUUGGCUACUUUAUUGCCAAACGAUUAGGCGCAGAUCCUGGUAGUGAACUGAUUGGAAUUAAGGAUGGUUUUCAAUUCUCUGUAUCCUUAGGUGGUUCUAAUAGAUCUCUCUAAUAAAUCUGUGUUUAGAUAAGUAUUAGCAUUAUUUAAAAAUAUAAGUAUUAGCAUUUAUAUUAUAUAUAUAUAUAUAUAUGUGUAUAUGUAUAUUUAUUUAUUUAUUUAUGUGUAUUCAUACGUUUCAUUAU